CGUGGAGCAACAAUCCCGCAAUAUGACAAAAAAGGAAAUCAAGCUAAAUAUUUCUUCUCAUAUAAACACGGUGCGCCAAACAGCAGUGCCAGUGGUUACGCUGGAAUGGCGACUUCCAUUCAGCUGCUCGUUGUGUCGUCGACUGCCCAACCUUCCGCCAAAAAAUACACUUCGGGCCAAAGAACGAGCUGGUGGGGUGAGCAAAGAUGGCAGAUGCCAAUGCCACACUACCUGAUGCAUCGGCCGACGGAGAUCAAGCUGCUGCAAACUUUUCGGUUUACAUGCCAACUAUAUUAUCAUAUUUAGGGUGCGGGCUUUCCAUAGGACUUUGUGUCCUGGUCAUCAUUACAUAUCUGCUUAUCCAUCGGUUCGAACCUAAGGUUGCAAACCGAGUCUCACUGCGCAUUGCUGUGUUCUGCUCGCUCUUGGACCUAUUGGCGGCUGUUUGGUACUUAGUAGCCACUGCACCUUCCUUAACGGGACCCGAUAUUUCACUAUGCGGAUGGUCGAUCUUUCUCUACAACAUCUUCCAGCUUGCGUCUUUGCUGAUGACCGCAGCAAUAUCCGUCAACCUACUUAUCGUUUUUGUAUUCAAGAAGCCCCACCGGAGCUACUACGAAUACAUUUAUUAUGGGGCGACUUUUGUGAUCUCCAUCGGCUUCCCGACGGCUUGUAUGGCCAGGGGCUAUUAUGGCUACACUAUUAGUGGAGAGUGCUGCUGGUACACGGUUGACGACGAUACCUACACGGAGGAGGGCGCUCGCAUAUGGGAAUGGGUCACCCUCUAUGGAUGGGUCGUAGCGAUCUCGGGCUUCUGCUUCCUGACGCUGGUCCUGUUCUACAUAAGCGUUAGCCGCCCCUUCAAAAGCGAUACCAGUACACUGGAGAAUCCGAGUCUUGCCACAAAUGGGAAGCACAACAACUUCGGCGAAACGCAACUGGCAAUUCGUCGUGUCGUCAGCCGCCUCAAAUGGUACUCGGUUGUUCCGUUCGUGUCGCAGAUGUUUUCUAUCCUCUCGGACCUGGCCCCGCUCAAGGGCGAUGCCAUGUCGGUCGUUUAUUGUAUCGCGAAUUUCACAGCUGGAGCGCAGGGCGCCAUCAUGGCAGUGAUUUUCUUCACGCUGGACCCAGCCGUUGCAUUUGUGCGUGAGAAAUUUCGAGGUUACAUGGUCUCAAAAUAUUACCUGAGACAAUGCACAGGCGACCACAUCGUAGCUACCUCAACAACACCAUUUGCUCAAUCAGCCGCGAUUUAUUCACCGGCCGCCGACUCCGGUCCGGAUUCAUCGAGCUUAUCGCAUGCAACUUCGGGGGCUUCAGGCACACCGUUCACCGGUGUACCGCCCCCCCGCUGGACGCCAAAUUGGAUAGCCUACCGCCUAACCGAGACCUGCCUUCUUCGCCCUGAUGACGCGGCAAAGUACCUUGAACGAAAGCGGGAGAAGGCGAGAAAGCCUCUCGGGAGUGGGCAGCGGACAAGGUUCGCAAGACAAAGGACAGCCAAUGUUGUUUCGUCGGUCACUGGAACUAACGCAGAAGCGGAGCGCCUCAUGGAUGGCGACGUUGCAUUUAUGGGCAGCAUGGACGCUCUAGCAUCUCUGUAAACGUUGUUUGUUUUUUUGUAGUACAAUUUAUACCCAGACAUCAUAAUUUAACAGUAAAGGAUCCCACCGGCCUCCAGGUUUUGGUGAACGGCGAUUCGACGGCUGCGAACAACAACGGUGCCAACGCGUUCAACUUUAGGACGUCGGAGCGGACUCGUUGUCACCAUAGCACCUUGAGGGUGACACGACUGAAGCCGUAAGGCACCAGACCGGGGCGUUGGUGGCAUCGGGGCCGCGGGAAACAUCAACAGCGGGACUGGCAAUCUCACAUUGGGCGGCAAUCUCAUUUUGAACUCCGAUCCCACCACCGGAUGAAGGUGGAAGUACCGUUGAAUGUUGCGGUGAAGUUGAAUACAAACGCGGGCGACUUGCAAGGUAGAGUGCAGAGUACUUUGAAUAUUCGUUGCCGAGUUGAGGAGCGUAGUCCCGGAGACGACAAGAUCACCUGCG
Molecule: messenger RNA, 2054 nt
Organism: Fimicolochytrium jonesii
Lineage: Eukaryota; Fungi; Chytridiomycota; Chytridiomycetes; Spizellomycetales; Powellomycetaceae
Exons: 3
Coding region: 207-1604 (465 amino acids)
Biological process (GO): adenylate cyclase-activating G protein-coupled receptor signaling pathway
Cellular component (GO): plasma membrane
Molecular function (GO): G protein-coupled receptor activity
Source: RefSeq, a predicted model, not a curated record